AAGAAGAAUCAUCCACAACGUGCAUCCCGGUGCACCCAUGUGUUUGUCCGAGUUACAGAAAACAGAUUAAGAAGCCGCCGUCAUGACGUCGUUGGCCCACCAGCUGAAGAGGCUCGCGCUGCCUCAGAGCGACCCCAGCCUGCUGACGCGCCGCGAGGUCGCCUCGCUCCUCUUCGACCCCAAAGAUGCUGCGUCCAUGGACAGAAGCACCUUCUUCGCCCUCGGCUGCACGGGGCUGGAGGAGCUGCUGGGAAUCGAACCGGCCUUCCAGGAGUUCCAGGAGACCCUGUUCAGCCGGGCCUCGCUGACGCUGGAGCGCAGCGUCCAGUCCAAAGAGGUCAACAAGAAACUGGACGCCGGCAUCUCGCUCUUCCUCACCCGCCUCAGCCCGUACUUCCUCCUCAAACCGGCGCACAAGUGCAUCGAGUGGCUGGUUCACCGCUUCCACAUCCAGCUCUACAACGUGGACAGCCUGCUGGCGUGCGUGCUGCCGUAUCACGACACCAACGUGUUCGUCCGAGUCCUGCAGCUCCUCAAAAUCAAAGACGCCACCAACCGCUGGAACUGGCUGCACGUUCUGCAGGUCUGACGCUCAAAACCAGGCGUGCCGCUGUCCAGAGGGACGCUCGUCACUCACUGCUACACAGACCUGAGCUUCAUGGACUUCAUCUGCACCAUGGUGACCACGGCCAUCCAGGCGUAUUCGGGACACUCUGGAAGUUGCUCCCAGCUCAGAGUGAUCUUCUCCUUCUACGCGUCCACCAUCGUCCCCGCGCUGGACGCUGUGCACAAAGUGUCCGACGCCAUCAUUUCCAAACUGCUGCCGUACGUCCAGAAGGGUCUGAAGUCGCCGCUGACAGACUACAAGGCCGCCACCUACAUGGUGGUGUGCCAGCUGGCGGUGAAGGUGGUGAUGGAGGCGAGUCUGGUCGACACGCUCGCGCUGCAAGUCAGCAAGUCGCUGCUCAAAGAGCCCGUUUUGGCCAAAGAGGGUCUGGGCUGCCUCAUCGUGCUGCUGCAGAACCAGAAGGAGGGCGCCGCCGGGCCCAGAGCGUUCGGACGCCUCAGCUCGAUGCCGGCGCUGACGUCGACGCUGCAGGUGAUGGCGGCGACUCAUGACGUCAGCCCUCUGCUGCGCUACCUGCUGCCUCACCUGAUCGGCGCCGUGUUCACCUGCAGCUCAGGUGAGACGGACGAGGUCGGCGUGUUGGGGUCCAUCCUGCAGUCCGUCCCUCUGACCAAAGGCCUGGACCAAACUGUGGCUCGUUUGCUUUUGGACGAAUAUCUGAGUCAGACCGAACUCUCUGCUGAAGACACGUCGGCCCUCAACAGCCGACUUCUUCCUCUGGUUCGACUGUUUGAGUCCAGAUACUGUGGAGCUCUGGACGGCGUCCUCGGAGGUCACGUGACCAACGUCAGCAGCACCGAGCAGAAACACCUCUUCCACCAGUUCCUCUCUUUGUCCAUGAGCAGCGGAAAAUACCAGAUUUUGGGCGACUUGGACACGUCACUGUUUCUCAGCCUGAAACACCCGCAGGCCUCAGUCAGAGUGUCGGCUGUGGAGCACCUGAUGAGCAUCGUCGCCUCCGAACAGCAGCAGAGUUUCGAGGAAUCCUUCCUGAAAGACGCCGUCAUGGAUCGCCUGAAGGACGACGUGCCGGAGGUCGUGGCUGCCGCUCUCAGAGUCCUGGAGGUGAUUUUUGAUUCGUUGGACCCUGAGGACACGGUGUCCUGUUUACUGUCACUGCUGCACAGAGUGGAUGUGUCGGUGGCUGAGCGCUGGCUCCCAGUGCUGACGGAGGCGGUGCGUUUACUGUCCGACCCCCGGCUGGGAAAGGGGGACGCCGAGCUGCUGCAGAGGGUCGGCUGGAGGCUGCUGCCCUUCCUGGUGAUCACCUCCUCCUCCUCCACCUCCUCACAGCUCCGCCUCGCCUCCUGCGUCGCCCGAUCCGCCGUCGUCACGCAGCACCCGCUCUCCGCAAACUGGGCUCAAGAGCUGGACAAGGUGAUGAAGAGGAGCUCUGAAGCCGACUUCGAAGCUUUAGCCAACGAGCGUCUCGUCUCCACGCUGACCAAAAACCUCACAAACAUGGAGCACUUCUCCAAACGGGACGCUCUGGAGAGGCUGGCGGUGUGUGUGGAGCAGCAGCGCGGCUCCGGCCUGCGAUGGCGAGCGUCCUUCCUGGUGCUGACUCGGACUCUGCUGCUCGGUCUGCGCGAGCUGAGCGAGACUGAGCACCUGCUCACCGCUCAGAGGGUCUACACGCUGCUGGAGGUCAUCAAGGACGCCGUCGCCGCCGCUCAGGAAGCGGAGCGUCGUGUCGCCGCCCCCUCCUCCUUCUCUGAAGCGCUGACGGUUUACCUGAGCAGCUGUGAGCAGCGGCCGGGCGAGCAGCUGGACGCAGAGUUCAGCUUCGUCCUCAUCGCUCUGCUCAGAGACUUCAUCUCGUCCCUCCGGUGUCCCGACGCCUCCUUCAAAGGUCAGUGACGCUGGGAGGCGGAGGAGCUGGACACAAACACCUGCUGUUACCUGGGACUCACCUGCCGCCUCUUCAGCGUCAUCAUGAGUGGCGCCGGCGAGGGCCCGGCCGCCGGCUGCUUCAGAGACUUAAUGAAGCUGUUCAUCCAGGUUCACCUGGGCGAGCCGCUGAUGCUCUUCCGCUUCCUGUGCAUGCUGUGGGGAUACGGCAGUAACCACGGAGACCAGCUGGACAUGAAGGUGGGCGCCGUCCUGCAGACUCAGGCUCUGUACAUGGGCCGCGCUCUGCUGAGCGCCCAGCCGGCCGCCGUGCUGCAGGAGCUGGUCGCCGCCGACUCACCUGUCGUCCCGUCUCUGCUCUGCUGUCUCACCUCUCCGGUCCGCGAGGUCCGGAGGGCGGCCCUCGGCGCUCUGCAGAGCCUAUCAGGAGCCAACGCUUCCCCCCUCCAGCCAAUCACAGAGAGGAUCCUGAAGACCUCAGAGGAGAUCAUCGCAGACCCGUCGUACCUGAGCCAGGCUCUCGGCGUGCUGCACGAGGAGUGUUCGUCUGUGAAAGUGAAGCCGCAGCAGAAGAAGCUGCAGGCGGCGAUGCAGCAGCUGCUGCAGAGCGUUCAGACUCCCUGCUGCCCGUCGUACACUGCCAUCUGCCUGCUGCGAGCGCUGAGCCUCGUCAACGGACAGUCCGUCCUGUCCCAGCUGCUUCCUGUCCUGGAGCGCCUCCUGGAGCAGAGCGGCCCCGACACGCCCGCCCUGCUGCGCGCCGAGGCCCAGCUCAUGCACCUCGUCCUGGGGAAGUACAACGAGGCGUCGGCCCCCCUGCUGGACGAGGACCACAACUGUCUGGAGCUGUUCAUCCGAGCUCUGAGGACCCCGAGCCAGCCGCACCCCGACCUGCCCAGCUGCCAGAUUAUCGCUCUGGAACAGAUCACGAAGACGUUCUUCUCGGCGCUGGGAGGCGAGGCGGUGCAGCAGAAGCUGCUGUCGGUGAUGUUGGACGUGCUGACGGAGAGCCGCAGUCCUCUGGUGGCCAACAGCAUCAGCAGCGUCUUCAAAGGGAUCGCAGUUGACGGUCAGCUGGUGGCCAAUGAGCUCGCUCCGCCAGAGAAACCCAAAGUGAGCGUGACGGUGCAGCAGAGCCGCCGCAGCAGGAUGACGCAGAGGAAACCUCAGGAUGGCGGUGACGCUGGUCCGGAGGGCGGCGCCGUGUCGUGGCAGAGAGUCACUCUGAUCCUGGAGCUGCUGCAGCGCAAGAAGAAGCUGAGGAGAGCCCAGACGCUGGUGCCCGUCCUCUUCUCGCUGCUCGCCAGGAGUCUCGAGUCGAGUCCCGGUGAUCACACCAACAUGGAGUACACCAAACAGCUGCUGCUCAGCUGUCUGCUCAACGUCUGCAGCAAGCUGUCUCCUGACGGAGGACCCGUGGCGCCCGACGUCCUGGAUGAAGACAAGUUCAGCGUGGAGCUGGUGGUUCAGUGCAUCAGAUCGUCCGACAUGCCGCAGACUCACCAUCACGCUCUGCUGCUGCUGGGCGCCGCCGCCACCAUCUUCCCCGAGAAAGUCCUGCACAACAUCAUGCCCAUCUUCACCUUCAUGGGCGCCAACAUCAUGCGUCUGGACGACGUCUACAGCUUCAGAGUCAUCGACAAGACGCUGCAGAUGGUCAUACCUGCUCUCAUCCAGGCCCACCAGCUGUCUGACGGCUCCUCUUCGUCUCAAAUGGUUGCCGUGGUUACGAGAAUCAUGCACGUGUUUGCGGACGCUCUCCCUCACGUGCCCGACCACCGCCGACUCCCUGUGCUCCAUCAGCUGGUGACCACGCUGGGCCCCCGCUUCCUUUGGGUCCUGAUGCUCCUGCUGUUCAAGCUGCACGCCACGCAGACCGCCAGCUCCGUCAGCGAGAAGGACGCAGCUCUGGAGAAAGACGUGGACUUCUGGAUCUCUCUCUGCUGUCAGUUCGAGGUGCCGGACCAGCUCACCUCCCUCAUCAACAUCCUGAACUUCCUGCUGCAGCUGCCCGACGACAAAGACCUCGCUCCAGUGAAGCGCUCCGCCGGCCGGCGAGGAGCCAAAAAGGAGGAGGAGGAGGAGGAGAAGGCGGAGGAGCUGAUCUUCAGCGUGGAGGCUCACAGCAGCAAAGAGCUGAGACACUUCAAGUUCCUCUGCGUCUCCUUCAUGGCUCAGCUGCUCGGCUCGGCCAGCUUCAUCGGGAAGGUUGCAGACGGAGGUGACGUCGUCGAUGAGUCUCUGCAGCAGCUGCAGCAGAGGCUGCUGGAGGAGAUCCUGCGUUACAUCCACAGCGUCGCUCGCUGUGUGGAGGAAAACGCAGACAAACCCACCGCCAAGUUCUGGAGAGUCCUGCUCAAUAAAGCCUACGACGUUCUGGACAAAGUGAACUCCUUGUUGCCCACGGAUACCUUCAUCACCGUGAUGAGGGGGCUGAUGGGAAAUCAGCUGGCGUCGGUCAGGAGGAAGGCCAUGGAGCUGCUGAACAACAAACUGCAGCAGCGGACACAGUGGGACCAACAACAGGUCACUGUGCUGUUACAACUCACCGGCGACCUCCUGAGCAUUGUGGGUAAAAGUCACGGUCAGGCGACGGAGGCGGAGCAGGCCAUCAACCGGCAGACGGCGCUCUUCAGCCUCAAGCUGCUCUGUCGCAGUUUUGGCUCCGACCACCAGGAGGCGUUCGUCCCGGUCCUGCUGCAGACGGUGGACAUCGUCACGGCGACGGAGGAGGAGAAGAACGUGAUGGGCAGCGCUCUGCUCUGCAUCGCGGAGGUGGUCAGCACGCUGAAGGCACUCGCCAUCCCACAGUUACCAAGGUUGAUGCCGGCGGUGCUGCAUGCGCUGAUGGACAGGAAGGAGCUGCUGACCAAUGAGAUUUACCUGCUGAGCGCCGUCACCGCCCUCCAACGUGUCACUGAGACGCUGCCGCGCUUCAUCAGCCCGUACCUGCAGGACACCACCUCACAGGUGUGUCGUCUGACUCAGCUGGUCGAGACUUCCUCGUCUUCGUCAUCGGCCGCCGCUCAGCUGUCCACACGUCUCGCCUCCCUCAGGAGCACCCUCGCCACCAGGCUGCCCCCCAGGGUCCUCCUGCCCACCGUCACCAGGUGCUACGGCAGCAUGGUGGUCGACAGGAAGCGUCAGCUGGGGGCGCUGAUGAGCGUCCUGAAGGAGCACAUCAGUCACAUGGACAAAGAGCAGCUCAACUUCCACCAAUCAGAGCUCAGCUCCUUCUUCCUCGCCGCCCUCGACUUCCGGGCCGAACACUGUCAGGUCAAAACACUGGAGCGACGCCGCUGA
Molecule: messenger RNA, 5782 nt
Organism: Plectropomus leopardus (leopard coralgrouper)
Lineage: Eukaryota; Metazoa; Chordata; Actinopteri; Perciformes; Serranidae
Source: RefSeq, a predicted model, not a curated record